Molecule: messenger RNA, 16171 nt
Organism: Pimephales promelas (fathead minnow)
Lineage: Eukaryota; Metazoa; Chordata; Actinopteri; Cypriniformes; Leuciscidae
Source: RefSeq, a predicted model, not a curated record
AUUAGCUCUUGAGGAUGGAUGUUUCCACGGGGACUGUGAGGAUGUCCCAGAAGUGGAUGCUGAGAUGGGUCGUCCUAUUGGUCGGGCUGCAGUCCGUACAAGCAGACUUUAUGGGAGAUUAUGCAGACAUGGAAAAUCCUAUGGACUUUACCUGGCCGCCAACAACAACACCAGUUUUCACCACUACGACUGUGAUGGUAACAAAAGGUGAAGUGAAUCCUGAUCAUCAGUCCACGAUCUGCAGCACAUGGGGAAAUUUCCACUUCAAGACAUUUGAUGGUCAUUUCUUUCAAGUGCCAGACACGUGCAACUACGUUCUGGCGGUGAUGUGUGACAGCACAAAUUCUGACUUUAACAUCCAAAUGCAAAGAGAGACUGUGAAUGACUCAAUCACUUUUAGCACAGUCUCAAUAAAGCUGGAAGGGACAGUCAUCAAAAUCACUAACGGCGACAUCACUAUGGACAAUCAGGCCGUGUCUGUUCCAAUCAAUCAGAAUGGACUUAAAAUCGAGGGAAGUCAAACAAGUAUUAAGAUCUCCAAAUAUGGAUUGACUGUCUUUUGGGAAGAGGACAACUCUAUAUUGAUUGAACUUGCAGAGAAGUACCGAGGUCAGACCUGUGGACUCUGUGGAAACUACAAUGGCAACAAGAAUGAUGAUAUUUCUGAAAACGGUCCAGCCAGAUGGAAGGUGUCCACACCAACCGAAUCCUGCGAGGACGUUAUACUUCCACCCAGGGAUCAGUGCAACCAGACAAGUGUUUGCCAGCAGUAUCUCAGCAGUCCAGGGUUUAGCGACUGUUACAAUGUGAUGGACAUGGGUUCAUUUGAAGAGGCCUGUGUGAACGACCUGUGUCAAUGUUACGGCAAUUACGACUGUCUCUGCAACACACUCACGGAGAUUUCACGACAGUGCACACAUGCUGGAGGAAAUCCAGGAACAUGGAGGACAGAGCAGCUCUGCCCAAAGACAUGUCCUCUAAACAUGCAAUACCUGGAGUGUGGAAGUCCGUGCAAGAACACCUGCAAAGAUCCAACCGCAAGUCUAAUGUGCAACGAACACUGUGUGGACGGCUGUUUCUGCCCUGAAGGCACCGUUGAAGACGACAUUGGUCAGAGUGGAUGUGUUCCUGUGAACCAGUGCCCAUGUGAUCACGAUGGCACAGUAUAUCGAUCAGGAGAGUCUUACCAACAAGCUUGUAAAGAAUGUGUGUGUGACGCGGGACACUGGACCUGUACACACCUGGAAUGUCCCGGAAUCUGCUCUGUUGUGGGAGGGUCUCACGUCACCACCUAUGAUGGAAAGAGCUUCACCUUCAGCGGGAACUGUGACUACAUCCUCACUAAGCACUCUAAUGACAGUGAUAUUGCUGUUGUGGGAAACCUGGAAAAGUGUGAUCCGGCCCGAACAGACACAUGUCUAAAUUCAGUGACCCUUGUCAUCUCGGGGACCACUAUUCGUUUUUCCUCCACUGGAGAUGUCACACUAAAUGGAAACAGCCCAUUAAAGCUUCCUGCUACCGAAGGUCCUGUGAGCAUCUUCCAGCCCUCUUCCUCCUUCAUUAUUGCUGAUAUGAAGAGUCUUCGUCUAGAGAUCCAGUUGGCUCCAGUCAUGCAGUUGUAUAUAGUAGCCAGCACUAAGGAGAAAGGAAAAAUGAGCGGUCUCUGUGGAAACUAUAACGACAUCCAAACAGAUGACUUUAAAACAGAAUCAGGCAUCAUAGAGGGCACACCGAUAACUUUUGUCAACUUUUGGAAGAAAAACCCAUACAGCUGUCCAGAUCUUGAAAACACUUUUGACAACCCCUGUAGUCUGAGUGUGGACACAGAGACCCUUGCUAAAGACUGGUGUUCCCGUCUCACAAACCCAAAUGGCACCUUCUCCCAAUGUCAUUCAGAAAUAUGUCCUGAGAUUUACUACCAAUGGUGUGUCUAUGACACCUGCAAGUGUGCAGAUAUUAGGAAGUGUAUGUGUGCGGCCGUGUCCACGUAUGCCCACGCAUGUGCUGCCAAAGGAGUCAUUCUCCAGGGCUGGAUGGAUUCAGACCCCUGUGUAUCCGAGUGUUCAGGAAACAUGAAGUACUCUUACGGAGUGACCAGCUGUGGAAGCACCUGCCGCUCUCUCAGUGUACAAGAUAACACCUGCCAAGGGUCCUUCACACCUGUAGAUGGCUGUGUCUGUCCUGAGGGAACAUACCUCAACGAAGCCGGCAGCUGUGUACAUGCUGACCAGUGUCCUUGUUACAAAGGUGACAAGGUCAUAGAGUCAUCAGGAGUAUCCUACAUAGAUGGUGAAGCAUGCACCUGUAACCUUGGCAAAUUGCAUUGCUCCAGUCCAGAAGACUGCGUGGCUCCGAUGGUCUUCUUCAAAUGCUCAAAUUAUGAACCUGGAAAAAAGGGAACAGAAUGUCAAAGGACAUGUCAAAACCAAGACCUAAACAACUGCGUGAGCACAGGGUGUGUAUCAGGGUGUAUGUGUCCAGACGGCCUUCUGGCUGAUGGCAAUGGUGGGUGUGUGGAGAGGGAAAAAUGCAAUUGUACCCACAACGGAGUCUCCUAUUCUCCUGGGGGCCAAGUUCAGCAGGACUGUAACACCUGCACGUGCAUAAACGGGAUGUGGAGUUGUACAGAUAAAGAGUGUUACGGCACCUGUACCGUCUUUGGCGACGGCCAUUUCAAGACUUUUGAUGGCAGGAAAUAUUCCUUCCACGGAGACUGUGAACACACCUUAGCCCACGAUUACUGCAAUCAAGAACAGAGUCCGUAUUCUUUACGCCUGGUCACAGAGAACAUUCCCUGUGGCAGCAGCAGCACCAUUUGCUCCAAGUCCAUUAAUCUCUUUUUUGGGAGAUACAAGUUGGUUUUAUCCGAAGAGAAUGGGAUUAAAGUUGUUGAAAGCAAUGGCACUGAAUACCAAUAUCAAAUCCAUACAGCUGGGAUAUACAAUGUCAUAGAGGUCAAAGGUCUUUUGAACUUAAUCUGGGACAAUAAAACGAGUCUGAUGCUCCAACUCCAUCCUAAAUUUAAGGGAAAGGUGUGUGGACUGUGUGGAAACUUUGAUGGUAAUGCGAACAAUGACUUUGUAAAGCACGAUGGAGAAGAGGUGACUGAUGCAGUGGCAUUUGGGAAUAGUUGGAAGGUGAAUCCCAGCUGUCCAGAAAUGAGUACCUUGAUGAACCCAUGUGAACAAAAUCCACAUCGGAGUGCCUGGGCUAUCAAACAAUGCAGCAUCAUCACAAGCCCUGUCUUUACAGACUGCCAUUCACGUGUGGCCCCUGCCCCAUACUAUGAUGCCUGUGUAAGGGACACCUGUGCAUGUGACAGCGGAGGUGACUGUGAUUGUUUCUGUACUGCAGUGGCAGCUUAUGCUGCUGAAUGCCGUAAAAAAGGAGCUUGUGUGGCAUGGAGGAGUCCAAACAUUUGCCCUUUAUUCUGUGAGUACUACAACAACCCUCAAAAGGAAUGCGAGUGGCACUACAAAGCUUGUGGAUCGACCUGCAUGAAAACUUGCAGAAACCCAGCAGGAACCUGCUCUAAUCAAAUUCCUCUCCUGGAGGGGUGUUUUCCUCAGUGCCCUUCAGAGAGGCCAUUUUUGAGGGAGGACACCAGGAAAUGUGUUACAGAGGCAGAAUGUGUUUCUCUGUGUACCUAUGAUGGGAAGAUAUAUACUACCGGAGAAGUGGUGUACGAUACCACAGAUGGGAAUGGAACAUGUUUUACUGCUCUAUGUGGAUCUAAUGGCAUGAUAAUAAGAACUAUUACAAAAUGCAUGACAACAACUACGCCAUUCACUUUCACAACACCACCACAAACUACUAAAACAACAAUCACAAUACCGACCGCCCAGAUUUUCACUUCAGCACCUACUACAGUAACACUAACAACACCGAAAAUGCCGACAGCAACUACAACUGCUGUUCCACCAACAUUACCUGGAAUUACUACUAGUAUUACUGCUGAAACACCAUCUACAGAAUCUCCACCUCCCACAGGAACAGAAACACCAUCAACAGCUACAACAACUGCUGCUCCAUCAACACCAACAGCACCUGAAAUUUCUACUACUGCUGUUACUGCUCCAACACCAUUUAUCGAAACAUCCCCUCCCACAGGAACAGAAACACCAUCAACAGCUACAACAACUGCUGCUCCAUCAACACCAACAGCACCUGGAAUCACUACUGCUGUUACUGCUCCAACACCAUUUAUCGAAACAUCUCCUCCCACAGGAACAGAAACACCAUUAACAGCUACAACAACUGCUGCUCCAUCAACACCAACAGCACCUGAAAUUUCUACUACUGCUGUUACUGCUCCAACACCAUUUAUCGAAACAUCACCUCCCACAGGAACAGAAACACCAUCAACAGCUACAACAACUGCUGCUCCAUCAACACCAACAGCACCUGAAAUUUCUACUACUGCUGUUACUGCUCCAACACCAUUUAUCGAAACAUCUCCUCCCACAGGAACAGAAACACCAUCAACAGCUACAACAACUGCUGCUCCACCAACACCAACAGCACCUGAAAUUUCUACUACUGCUGUUUCUGCUCCAACACCAUUUAUCGAAACAUCACCUCCCACAGGAACAGAAACACCAUCAACUGCUACUACAACUGCUGCUCCAUCAACACCAACAGCACCUGAAAUUUCUACUACUGCUGUUACUGCUCCAACACCAUUUAUCGAAACAUCCCCUCCCACAGGAACAGAAACACCAUCAACAGCUACUACAACUGCUGCUCCAUCAACACCAACAGCACCUGAAAUUUCUACUACUGCUGUUACUGCUCCAACACCAUUUAUCGAAACAUCUCCUCCCACAGGAACAGAAACACCAUCAACAGCUACAACAACUGCUGCUCCACCAACACCAACAGCACCUGAAAUUUCUACUACUGCUGUUUCUGCUCCAACACCAUUUAUCGAAACAUCACCUCCCACAGGAACAGAAACACCAUCAACUGCUACUACAACUGCUGCUCCAUCAACACCAACAGCACCUGAAAUUUCUACUACUGCUGUUACUGCUCCAACACCAUUUAUCGAAACAUCACCUCCCACAGGAACAGAAACACCAUCAACUGCUACUACAACUGCUGCUCCAUCAACACCAACAGCACCUGAAAUUUCUACAACUGCUGCUCCACCAACACCAACAGCACCUGAAAUUUCUACUACUGCUGUUACUGCUCCAACACCAUUUAUCGAAACAUCACCUCCCACAGGAACAGAAACACCAUCAACAGCUACAACAACUGCUGCUCCAUCAACACCUACAUCACCUGGAAUUUCUACUACUGCUGUUACUGCUCCAACACCAUUUAUCGAAACAUCCCCUCCCACAGGAACAGAAACACCAUCAACAGCUACAACAACUGCUGCUCCAUCAACACCAACAGCACCUGAAAUUUCUACUACUGCUGUUACUGCUCCAACACCAUUUAUCGAAACAUCUCCUCCCACAGGAACAGAAACACCAUCAACAGCUACAACAACUGCUGCUCCAUCAACACCAACAGCACCUGAAAUUUCUACUACUGCUGUUACUGCUCCAACACCAUUUAUCGAAACAUCCCCUCCCACAGGAACAGAAACACCAUCAACAGCUACUACAACUGCUGCUCCAUCAACACCAACAGCACCUGAAAUUUCUACUACUGCUGUUACUGCUCCAACACCAUUUAUCGAAACAUCCCCUCCCACAGGAACAGAAACACCAUCAACAGCUACAACAACUGCUGCUCCAUCAACACCAACAGCACCUGAAAUUUCUACUACUGCUGUUACUGCUCCAACACCAUUUAUCGAAACAUCUCCUCCCACAGGAACAGAAACACCAUCAACAGCUACAACAACUGCUGCUCCAUCAACACCAACAGCACCUGAAAUUUCUACUACUGCUGUUACUGCUCCAACACCAUUUAUCGAAACAUCCCCUCCCACAGGAACAGAAACACCAUCAACAGCUACUACAACUGCUGCUCCAUCAACACCAACAGCACCUGAAAUUUCUACUACUGCUGUUACUGCUCCAACACCAUUUAUCGAAACAUCCCCUCCCACAGGAACAGAAACACCAUCAACAGCUACUACAACUGCUGCUCCAUCAACACCAACAGCACCUGAAAUUUCUACUACUGCUGUUACUGCUCCAACACCAUUUAUCGAAACAUCUCCUCCCACAGGAACAGAAACACCAUCAACAGCUACAACAACUGCUGCUCCAUCAACACCAACAGCACCUGAAAUUUCUACUACUGCUGUUACUGCUCCAACACCAUUUAUCGAAACAUCCCCUCCCACAGGAACAGAAACACCAUCAACAGCUACAACAACUGCUGCUCCAUCAACACCAACAGCACCUGAAAUUUCUACUACUGCUGUUACUGCUCCAACACCAUUUAUCGAAACAUCUCCUCCCACAGGAACAGAAACACCAUCAACAGCUACAACAACUGCUGCUCCAUCAACACCAACAGCACCUGAAAUUUCUACUACUGCUGUUACUGCUCCAACACCAUUUAUCGAAACAUCCCCUCCCACAGGAACAGAAACACCAUCAACAGCUACAACAACUGCUGCUCCAUCAACACCAACAGCACCUGAAAUUUCUACUACUGCUGUUACUGCUCCAACACCAUUUAUCGAAACAUCCCCUCCCACAGGAACAGAAACACCAUCAACAGCUACAACAACUGCUGCUCCAUCAACACCAACAGCACCUGAAAUUUCUACUACUGCUGUUACUGCUCCAACACCAUUUAUCGAAACAUCUCCUCCCACAGGAACAGAAACACCAUCAACAGCUACAACAACUGCUGCUCCAUCAACACCAACAGCACCUGAAAUUUCUACUACUGCUGUUACUGCUCCAACACCAUUUAUCGAAACAUCUCCUCCCACAGGAACAGAAACACCAUCAACAGCUACAACAACUGCUGCUCCAUCAACACCAACAGCACCUGAAAUUUCUACUACUGCUGUUACUGCUCCAACACCAUUUAUCGAAACAUCUCCUCCCACAGGAACAGAAACACCAUCAACAGCUACUACAACUGCUGCUCCAUCAACACCAACAGCACCUGAAAUUUCUACUACUGCUGUUACUGCUCCAACACCAUUUAUCGAAACAUCCCCUCCCACAGGAACAGAAACACCAUCAACAGCUACUACAACUGCUGCUCCAUCAACACCAACAGCACCUGAAAUUUCUACUACUGCUGUUACUGCUCCAACACCAUUUAUCGAAACAUCACCUCCCACAGGAACAGAAACGCCAUCAACAGCUACUACAACUGCUGCUCCAUCAACACCAACAGCACCUGAAAUUUCUACUACUGCUGUUACUGCUCCAACACCAUUUAUCGAAACAUCACCUCCCACAGGAACAGAAACACCAUCAACAGCUACAACAACUGCUGCUCCACCAACACCAACAGCACCUGAAAUUUCUACUACUGCUGUUUCUGCUCCAACACCAUUUAUCGAAACAUCUCCUCCCACAGGAACAGAAACACCAUCAACAGCUACAACAACUGCUGCUCCAUCAACACCAACAGCACCUGAAAUUUCUACUACUGCUGUUACUGCUCCAACACCAUUUAUCGAAACAUCUCCUCCCACAGGAACAGAAACACCAUCAACAGCUACAACAACUGCUGCUCCAUCAACACCAACAGCACCUGAAAUUUCUACUACUGCUGUUACUGCUCCAACACCAUUUAUCGAAACAUCCCCUCCCACAGGAACAGAAACACCAUCAACAGCUACAACAACUGCUGCUCCAUCAACACCAACAGCACCUGAAAUUUCUACUACUGCUGUUACUGCUCCAACACCAUUUAUCGAAACAUCACCUCCCACAGGAACAGAAACACCAUCAACAGCUACUACAACUGCUGCUCCAUCAACACCAACAGCACCUGAAAUUUCUACUACUGCUGUUACUGCUCCAACACCAUUUAUCGAAACAUCCCCUCCCACAGGAACAGAAACACCAUCAACAGCUACAACAACUGCUGCUCCAUCAACACCAACAGCACCUGAAAUUUCUACUACUGCUGUUACUGCUCCAACACCAUUUAUCGAAACAUCUCCUCCCACAGGAACAGAAACACCAUCAACAGCUACUACAACUGCUGCUCCAUCAACACCAACAGCACCUGAAAUUUCUACUACUGCUGUUACUGCUCCAACACCAUUUAUCGAAACAUCUCCUCCCACAGGAACAGAAACACCAUCAACAGCUACAACAACUGCUGCUCCAUCAACACCAACAGCACCUGAAAUUUCUACUACUGCUGUUACUGCUCCAACACCAUUUAUCGAAACAUCCCCUCCCACAGGAACAGAAACACCAUCAACAGCUACUACAACUGCUGCUCCAUCAACACCAACAGCACCUGAAAUUUCUACUACUGCUGUUACUGCUCCAACACCAUUUAUCGAAACAUCCCUCCCACAGGAACAGAAACACCAUCAACAGCUACUACAACUGCUGCUCCAUCAACACCAACAGCACCUGAAAUUUCUACUACUGCUGUUACUGCUCCAACACCAUUUAUCGAAACAUCCCCUCCCACAGGAACAGAAACACCAUCAACAGCUACUACAACUGCUGCUCCAUCAACACCAACAGCACCUGAAAUUUCUACUACUGCUGUUACUGCUCCAACACCAUUUAUCGAAACAUCCCUCCCACAGGAACAGAAACACCAUCAACAGCUACUACAACUGCUGCUCCAUCAACACCAACAGAACAGAAACACCAUCAACAGCUACUACAACUGCUGCUCCAUCAACACCAACAGCACCUGAAAUUUCUACUACUGCUGUUACUGCUCCAACACCAUUUAUCGAAACAUCUCCUCCCACAGGAACAGAAACACCAUCAACAGCUACAACAACUGCUGCUCCAUCAACACCAACAGCACCUGAAAUUUCUACUACUGCUGUUACUGCUCCAACACCAUUUAUCGAAACAUCCCCUCCCACAGGAACAGAAACACCAUCAACAGCUACUACAACUGCUGCUCCAUCAACACCAACAGCACCUGAAAUUUCUACUACUGCUGUUACUGCUCCAACACCAUUUAUCGAAACAUCUCCUCCCACAGGAACAGAAACACCAUCAACAGCUACAACAACUGCUGCUCCAUCAACACCAACAGCACCUGAAAUUUCUACUACUGCUGUUACUGCUCCAACACCAUUUAUCGAAACAUCCCCUCCCACAGGAACAGAAACACCAUCAACAGCUACUACAACUGCUGCUCCAUCAACACCAACAGCACCUGAAAUUUCUACUACUGCUGUUACUGCUCCAACACCAUUUAUCGAAACAUCCCCUCCCACAGGAACAGAAACACCAUCAACAGCUACAACAACUGCUGCUCCAUCAACACCAACAGCACCUGAAAUUUCUACUACUGCUGUUACUGCUCCAACACCAUUUAUCGAAACAUCUCCUCCCACAGGAACAGAAACACCAUCAACAGCUACAACAACUGCUGCUCCAUCAACACCAACAGCACCUGAAAUUUCUACUACUGCUGUUACUGCUCCAACACCAUUUAUCGAAACAUCUCCUCCCACAGGAACAGAAACACCAUCAACAGCUACUACAACUGCUGCUCCAUCAACACCAACAGCACCUGAAAUUUCUACUACUGCUGUUACUGCUCCAACACCAUUUAUCGAAACAUCUCCUCCCACAGGAACAGAAACACCAUCAACAGCUACUACAACUGCUGCUCCAUCAACACCAACAGCACCUGAAAUUUCUACUACUGCUGUUACUGCUCCAACACCAUUUAUCGAAACAUCCCCUCCCACAGGAACAGAAACACCAUCAACAGCUACUACAACUGCUGCUCCAUCAACACCAACAGCACCUGAAAUUUCUACUACUGCUGUUACUGCUCCAACACCAUUUAUCGAAACAUCCCUCCCACAGGAACAGAAACACCAUCAACAGCUACUACAACUGCUGCUCCAUCAACACCAACAGCACCUGAAAUUUCUACUACUGCUCUACUACUGCUGUUACUGCUCCAACACCAUUUAUCGAAACAUCCCUCCCACAGGAACAGAAACACCAUCAACAGCUACUACAACUGCUGCUCCAUCAACACCAACAGCACCUGAAAUUUCUACUACUGCUGUUACUGCUCCAACACCAUUUAUCGAAACAUCCCCUCCCACAGGAACAGAAACACCAUCAACAGCUACUACAACUGCUGCUCCAUCAACACCAACAGCACCUGAAAUUUCUACUACUGCUGUUACUGCUCCAACACCAUUUAUCGAAACAUCCCCUCCCACAGGAACAGAAACACCAUCAACAGCUACUACAACUGCUGCUCCAUCAACACCAACAGCACCUGAAAUUUCUACUACUGCUGUUACUGCUCCAACACCAUUUAUCGAAACAUCCCCUCCCACAGGAACAGAAACACCAUCAACAGCUACUACAACUGCUGCUCCAUCAACACCAACAGCACCUGAAAUUUCUACUACUGCUGUUACUGCUCCAACACCAUUUAUCGAAACAUCACCUCCCACAGGAACAGAAACACCAUCAACAGCUACUACAACUGCUGCUCCAUCAACACCAACAGCACCUGAAAUUUCUACUACUGCUGUUACUGCUCCAACACCAUUUAUCGAAACAUCCCCUCCCACAGGAACAGAAACACCAUCAACAGCUACUACAACUGCUGCUCCAUCAACACCAACAGCACCUGAAAUUUCUACUACUGCUGUUACUGCUCCAACACCAUUUAUCGAAACAUCUCCUCCCACAGGAACAGAAACACCAUCAACAGCUACAACAACUGCUGCUCCAUCAACACCAACAGCACCUGAAAUUUCUACUACUGCUGUUACUGCUCCAACACCAUUUAUCGAAACAUCCCCUCCCACAGGAACAGAAACACCAUCAACAGCUACUACAACUGCUGCUCCAUCAACACCAACAGCACCUGAAAUUUCUACUACUGCUGUUACUGCUCCAACACCAUUUAUCGAAACAUCUCCUCCCACAGGAACAGAAACACCAUCAACAGCUACAACAACUGCUGCUCCAUCAACACCAACAGCACCUGAAAUUUCUACUACUGCUGUUACUGCUCCAACACCAUUUAUCGAAACAUCUCCUCCCACAGGAACAGAAACACCAUCAACAGCUACAACAACUGCUGCUCCAUCAACACCAACAGCACCUGAAAUUUCUACUACUGCUGUUACUGCUCCAACACCAUUUAUCGAAACAUCUCCUCCCACAGGAACAGAAACACCAUCAACAGCUACUACAACUGCUGCUCCAUCAACACCAACAGCACCUGAAAUUUCUACUACUGCUGUUACUGCUCCAACACCAUUUAUCGAAACAUCUCCUCCCACAGGAACAGAAACACCAUCAACAGCUACUACAACUGCUGCUCCAUCAACACCAACAGCACCUGAAAUUUCUACUACUGCUGUUACUGCUCCAACACCAUUUAUCGAAACAUCCCCUCCCACAGGAACAGAAACACCAUCAACAGCUACUACAACUGCUGCUCCAUCAACACCAACAGCACCUGAAAUUUCUACUACUGCUGUUUCUGCUCCAACACCAUUUAUCGAAACAUCUCCUCCCACAGGAACAGAAACACCAUCAACAGCUACUACAACUGCUGCUCCAUCAACACCAACAGCACCUGAAAUUUCUACUACUGCUGUUACUGCUCCAACACCAUUUAUCGAAACAUCCCCUCCCACAGGAACAGAAACACCAUCAACAGCUACUACAACUGCUGCUCCAUCAACACCAACAGCACCUGAAAUUUCUACUACUGCUGUUACUGCUCCAACACCAUUUAUCGAAACAUCUCCUCCCACAGGAACAGAAACACCAUCAACAGCUACUACAACUGCUGCUCCAUCAACACCAACAGCACCUGAAAUUUCUACUACUGCUGUUACUGCUCCAACACCAUUUAUCGAAACAUCACCUCCCACAGGAACAGAAACACCAUCAACAGCUACUACAACUGCUGCUCCAUCAACACCAACAGCACCUGAAAUUUCUACUACUGCUGUUACUGCUCCAACACCAUUUAUCGAAACAUCUCCUCCCACAGGAACAGAAACACCAUCAACAGCUACAACAACUGCUGCUCCAUCAACACCAACAGCACCUGAAAUUUCUACUACUGCUGUUACUGCUGAAACACCAUUUAUCGAAACAUCCCCUCCCACAGGAACAGAAACACCAUCAACAGCUACUACAACUGCUGCUCCAUCAACACCAACAGCACCUGAAAUUUCUACUACUGCUGUUACUGCUCCAACACCAUUUAUCGAAACAUCCCCUCCCACAGGAACAGAAACACCAUCAACAGCUACUACAACUGCUGCUCCAUCAACACCAACAGCACCUGAAAUUUCUACUACUGCUGUUUCUGCUCCAACACCAUUUAUCGAAACAUCCCCUCCCACAGGAACAGAAACGCCAUCAACUGCUACUACAACUGCUGCUCCAUCAACACCAACAGCACCUGAAAUUUCUACUACUGCUGUUACUGCUCCAACACCAUUUAUCGAAACAUCCCCUCCCACAGGAACAGAAACACCAUCAACAGCUACUACAACUGCUGCUCCAUCAACACCAACAGCACCUGAAAUUUCUACUACUGCUGUUUCUGCUCCAACACCAUUUAUCGAAACAUCACCUCCCACAGGAACAGAAACACCAUCAACAGCUACUACAACUGCUGCUCCAUCAACACCAACAGCACCUGAAAUUUCUACUACUGCUGUUACUGCUCCAACACCAUUUAUCGAAACAUCCCCUCCCACAGGAACAGAAACGCCAUCAACAGCUACUACAACUGCUGCUCCAUCAACACCAACAGCACCUGAAAUUUCUACUACUGCUGUUACUGCUGAAACACCAUUUAUCGAAACAUCUCCUCCCACAGGAACAGAAACACCAUCAACAGCUACUACAACUGCUGCUCCAUCAACACCAACAGCACCUGAAAUUUCUACUACUGCUGUUACUGCUCCAACACCAUUUAUCGAAACAUCUCCUCCCACAGGAACAGAAACACCAUCAACAGCUACUACAACUGCUGCUCCAUCAACACCAACAGCACCUGAAAUUUCUACUACUGCUGUUACUGCUCCAACACCAUUUAUCGAAACAUCUCCUCCCACAGGAACAGAAACGCCAUCACCUGCUACUACAACUGCUGUUCCACCAACACCUACAUCACCUGGAAUCACUACUGUUGUUACUGCUCCAACACCAUUUAUCGAAACAUCACCUCCCACAGGAACAGAAACACCAUCAACAGCUACAACAACUGCUGCUCCAUCAACACCAACAGCACCUGGAAUCACUACUGCUGUUACUGCUGAAACACCAUCUACAGAAUCUCCACCUCCCACAGGAACAGAAACGCCACCAACCACAACAUUUGUUACAUCAACUCUUUUUACAACAGAACCAAUGUUCACGGUGCAUACAGAAUCAACAACUGAAAUGAUACAUACCACAGCACCUCAAAUUAUCAUCACAACGAGCUGUCAUUGCACAUAUGCAAAUCAAACAUUCCCACCUGAGACUGUGAUCUACAACAAAACUGAUAAAGCGGGCUGGUGCUACUUUGCUUACUGCAACUCCAGUUGUGUUAGUGAAAUAACACAGAAACCAUGUCCUCAGACUACUACGAUUCCAGUUUCAACUGUUCCACAUGACUGUACAGAUGUCAACAGAAAGAAUGGAGAGUCGUGGAAUGAAGGAUGUACCACUAAAAACUGCUUAAAUGGGGAUGUCACCACAAGCCCUGUACAGUGUGAUCCAGCUGAUUCUGUUAUACCUACUUGUGUCAAUGGACUUAAACCUGAUAAGGUUUAUUAUAACAAUGGCUGCUGCACUAAGUAUGAGUGUCCAUGUCGAUGCAGUGGCUGGGGUGACCCUCAUUACAAUACUUUUGAUGGAACAUAUUAUGUUUUCAAAGGAAACUGCGACUAUGUGUUGGUCCGAGAAAUCAUUCCGAAAUACAAUAUCAGUGUCCAUGUUAAAAACUACUAUUGCGAAGUUACAAAUAAUUUCGCUUGCCCAGAGUAUGUGAUUGUGAAGUACAAAUCCUAUGAAAUCAAGCUAGCAAGUAACAAUACAGAAAUGCAGGUCUAUGUCAAUAAUGUCAUAAAGGUCCCAACAUUCUUUAAUGAAGACUUCAGAAUUACCACCUCGGGCAUGGCACUUAUUCUAAACAUCAAUGAGAUCAAAGCUGAAAUUUUAGUCAGUCAUCAAGGUUUUGAGAUCAAUCUCCCGUUCUCCUACUUCCAUGGUAAUACAGAGGGACAGUGCGGGGUUUGUGACAACGAUGCCACAAAUGACUGCAGACGUCCCGGUGGAACAAUUGACCAAUCUUGUGAGCAAAUGGCAGCCCUGUGGGCGGACUCACCAGGAUGUGAAACCCCUACACCACGUCCAACCGAACCCCCUCCUGCUUGCGCAGCACAAAGCUGUGAGGUCAUCAAGAGCGAUUUGUUCAAGAGCUGUCAUGACAUCAUUCCCUAUCAAAAAUACUAUGAGGCAUGUAAAUAUGAUGUGUGCAACAAGAAAAAUGACUCCAUAGCCUGUGCCAGUGUGGAGGCCUAUGCACAGCAAUGUGGCCAGAAGUCUAUCUGUGUGGACUGGAGAAACUCAGCCGACCUCAAAGGGCUAUGCGCAUACAAAUGUGCCGAUAACAAAGUCUACAAGGCAUGUGGGCCAAAAGUGGAAAAAACCUGCAGUACAAGAUACAAUGAGAUGUUUGUGGGCGAGAAUGAUCGAACAUUCAUGGAAGGUUGUUUCUGUCCCGACAACACAUAUCUAGUUAGUUCAACAACAGAUAAGUGUACACCUACUUGCGAUUGCAUCGGCCCUGAUGGAUUACCAAGACAGCCUGGAGAUACAUGGACGGUUAACUGUACAACAUACAGUUGCUCCAGUGAGAGCUUUGGAGUUGUCCAAGAGCCUAUGAACUGUCCGACCAUAACACCCUGUGGUCACCAAUACAAAAGCGGGAUUGAAAACUGCUGUCCAACCUGUGUGUGUGAUACCAGCCUGUGUUCUAUGAAAUGUGACGUGGGAUAUGAGUUAUCAGCAGAUAUACCCGAGAACAAUUGCUGUCCAACCUGUGAGCCCAAAGACGUCUGUGUACACAAUAACUCUGAGUACCAGCCUGGAGUUAAAAUCCCUACGGAGCCUUGUUUAGAAUGUUACUGUCAAAUGGAUAAAGACCCACAGACUCAACUACUUGCGGUCAAAUGUGUUAAGAAAGUCUGUACACCUUGUGCUGAGGGCUUUGAGCGUGUGGAACAAGAAGGAGAAUGCUGCGGAGUAUGCAAGCAAAAAGCCUGCAUAUAUUCUGCACCGGACAACACCACACAUACUCUACAAGUUGGAGAAGUGAAAAGUUACAAAUGCGAGAAUGUUACCUGCAGUGAAAUUAAUGGCAUGUUUGUAACGGAGAAGAUCACACCAAAAUGCCCUUACUUUAAUCCAGAUGACUGUGAGGCUGGAACUGAGAGAUAUGAUGCAGAUGGGUGUUGCAAGAUCUGUGAGCCCAAGACCUGCAUUGUUCUGAAGAAAACCACCCAAGUAGAGGUAGAUGAUUGCAAGUCCAUUAACCCCAUAGAAGUGACGUCCUGCAGUGGUCACUGUGGUACCCAAUCCAUGUAUUCAAUGAAAGAGAACAUCAUGAUGCACAGCUGUUCUUGUUGCCGAGAAGAGAAAUUCAGCCGUCGACCAGUGGCGCUGAAGUGUGCCAAUAGCAGUGAGAUCCUUCAUGACUACGUUUACAUUGAGAGCUGCACAUGCACUCCUACAAAAUGUGCUGACUAGAAGACUAGAAGAUCUGACUAGAAGAUGCUGAUCCUAAUCAAAUCUUUUGCUUUGAUUAUAGCUAAAUUAAUAAACAGAACAAAAACUGUGUUUAGAAUAAUCUAACAAAAAAAAUAAUUAACGCUUUUAUUCUAGGGCUAUGGUUUUCACUUUAAAUAUGUAGACUAUUUCAAUAGUUUGUUUGUUUUUCAAGCUUUUUCCUUUCUUCUUUCCUUAAUACAAUUUCUAUAUAAUUGUAAUUAAAUUAAGUGAAUGUUCAACACAAUAAAAAAAAGUUAACCUGC